AUGGCGCAACAAGAGCGGAAGCUUCCCUUUGGGAAGAUUGAGCCCAAUUCGGCCAAAUAUUUCUACAGCUGUGCAUUCGGCGGGAUUGUCGCAUGUGGACCAACACACACGGCGGUGACGCCGCUGGACCUGGUCAAGUGCCGACGACAGGUCGACCCAAAGAUCUACACGUCGAACAUAUCUGCAUGGCGCUCGAUCUUCGCCAAGGAAGGGCUGCGCGGGGUGUUUUUCGGGUGGUCGCCGACGUUCCUGGGGUACUCGUUCCAGGGCGCCGGCAAGUACGGGCUGUAUGAGUACUUCAAGUACGCAUAUGGCGAGCAACUCUUCCCACACGCGAACCGCACGCUCGUCUUCCUGGGCGCCAGCGCGUCGGCCGAGUUCUUUGCCGACAUGGCGCUGUGUCCGCUCGAGGCUAUCAAGGUCCGCAUGCAGACCACACUGCCGCCGUUUGCCAACAACCUGCGCCAGGGCUGGAGCCGCAUUGUUGCAAAGGAGGGCUUCGGUGGUCUCUACAAGGGCCUGUACCCGCUGUGGGCUCGUCAAAUCCCCUAUACCAUGACAAAAUUCGCGACCUUCGAGGAGACUGUUAGUCUGAUCUACAGGUCUCUUGGCCAGCCCAAGGAGAGCUUUGGCCAGCUGACCCAGACUGGGGUGAGCUUUCUCGGUGGCUACAUUGCUGGGAUCUUUUGUGCUGUUGUCAGCCAUCCUGCUGAUGUUAUGGUCAGCAAACUGAAUGCUGAUCGCCAGUCGGGCGAGGGUGCCCUCAAGGCCGUGUCCCGAAUCUACGGGAAUAUCGGAUUCUCUGGUCUGUGGAAUGGCCUUCCCGUUCGAAUUGUGAUGCUGGGUACCUUGACAGGCUUCCAGUGGCUUAUUUAUGACUCGUUCAAGGUAUUCCUUGGUCUUCCCACUACUGGUGGGCACUAG
Penicillium alfredii is the source of this 924-nucleotide messenger RNA. RefSeq names its product putative mitochondrial phosphate transporter Pic2. Lineage: Eukaryota; Fungi; Ascomycota; Eurotiomycetes; Eurotiales; Aspergillaceae. The transcript has 5 exons. Gene Ontology annotation, biological process: mitochondrial phosphate ion transmembrane transport. The record is from RefSeq and is a predicted model, not a curated record. Gene Ontology annotation, cellular component: mitochondrial inner membrane. Gene Ontology annotation, molecular function: phosphate transmembrane transporter activity. The coding region runs from base 1 to 924 and encodes 307 amino acids.